AUGGAGGUCUCUAACGCCCGGCCGUUGGCCAUAUUCACAGGCUACAUGGUGCUGGCCGCAGCCCUGACUGCAAAAUCCUUUGCCAUAAUCCGCAGCCAGCGGAAGCGCAACGCUUCAUCUCCGCCGCAAGAUGGAUCCGCCGGCAGUUCCGCGCGUCGUCGUGCCAUUUCCGUUUUUAGCCUGCUCGCCGCUCUGAGUCUUGCCACGACCUGGUAUCACAUGUUUCGUUUCUUUGAGUGGUCGUACGAUCAAUGGGCCAUUACACACCCAGUGGUAGCGGCAACAACUGAGAAUCCGGAAGGUCUCAGGUUGGGGGAGUGGUUGAGAGACACCUCGCUCUUCAAGCAGGCAUGGGCCUCGACUCUCGAGACAGGCCCGAGGGCCUGGUGGUCGCUGCAAAUCUUCGGAUUUUGCGCCAAUUGGAGCGUGUUGCUUGCUGUACAGGCCCGAAAGAGACAUAUCCCUCACGCUUGGAUAUUCGUGCUACUUGGGCAAGUGGUUGCUAUUUCUUUUGCGACAAACCUAUCGUUUCUUGCCAUCUUGUGCAGUGAUGUUCUCGGCGAGAAAGUAUCCAAGGAGGCUAAGGCAGAGAGUGUUCGAAAGGACAAAGGUGUCACGCCCUCGUCAGUGUCUGCGCAUAGCGUCAUUCUCGUCGUCACACUACUUUGGGCCACCUCGAUCCCCUCCGCCAUUGGAAAGCCUGGAUUCUUGCUCUUGCUUCUUGGGCCUCACUUAUUGGCCUUCUUCCCUUUGAUUUUGAACAAGCUGCUGCCUUCUAAGGUAUUAUCUGAACCUGCGAGGUUUUGGACUGUGGCCUCCAUGGUUUGGGUUUUGGCAGUUGCCUUUAAAGGAGUCGUUGAUGAAAGCGAGAGUCUGAACAUCGUCAUCCGUACCUUGUAUGAACAUCCUGCUGUCAGUAGUGUUGGUUGGGAUGUCAUUUGCUGUUGGAUUACUUUUGCAGCCUGGUUUUUCAUAGGGGUAGCCUAA
This is a messenger RNA of Colletotrichum truncatum, 987 nucleotides long. RefSeq lists its product as uncharacterized. NCBI's taxonomy places the organism in Eukaryota, Fungi, Ascomycota, Sordariomycetes, Glomerellales, Glomerellaceae. The record is from RefSeq and is a predicted model, not a curated record.